CGCGCCCGGGCCGAGCCGGGCCGGGCCGCGCCCGGGAUUGGCUGCGCGGCCGCCUCGUCCCAGAAUGCAGCGCAUGGCGCGUCAUUGAAGAGAGACCAUGAUGGCGGCGGCGGCGGGGGGGGCCCCCGAGGUGAUCGCCCAGCUGGAGAACGCGGCCAAAGUGCUCAUGGCACCACCUUCCAUGGUCAAUAAUGAACAACGCCAACAUGCUGAGCACAUUUUCUUAUCAUUUAGAAAAUCAAAAUCACCAUUUGCUGUUUGCAAACACAUUUUGGAAACUAGUAAAGUGGACUAUGUCCUUUUUCAAGCAGCUACAGCGAUAAUGGAAGCAGUUGUAAGAGAAUGGAUUCUCUUGGAAAAAACUAGCAUCGAGUCACUGCGAACAUUCCUUCUAACCUAUGUCUUACAAAGGCCUAACCUUCAAAAGUAUGUUCGGGAGCAGAUUCUAUUAGCAGUAGCGGUGAUAGUGAAACGGGGAUCAUUAGACAAAUCAAUUGACUGCAAAAGCAUUUUUCAUGAAGUCAGCCAGUUGAUCAGCAGUGGGAACCCCACUGUGCAAACUUUGGCCUGUUCCAUUUUAACGGCGUUAUUGAGCGAAUUCUCAAGUUCAAGUAAAACCAGCAACAUUGGACUAAGCAUGGAGUUCCAUGGUAACUGUAAACGUAUAUUUCAGGAGGACGAUCUGCGGCAGAUCUUCAUGCUCACAGUAGAGGUACUUCAGGAAUUCAGCAGACGGGAAAACCUCAAUGCUCAGAUGUCUUCAGUGUUUCAGCGCUAUCUUGCACUAGCCAAUCAGGUCUUAAGCUGGAACUUCCUUCCUCCAAAUUUGGGCAGACAUUAUAUAGCUAUGUUUGAAUCCUCACAAAAUGUGAUGCUAAAGCCAACAGAAUCCUGGCGCGAGACCCUCCUGGACAGCAGAGUUAUGGAGCUUUUCUUUACAGUACAUCGAAAAAUCAGAGAAGAUACAGAUAUGGCCCAAGAUUCAUUACAGUGUCUGGCACAGCUGGCGUCUCUGCACGGGCCAGUCUUUCCCGAUGAAGGUUCACAAGUUGAUUACCUGGCACACUUCAUUGAGGGAUUACUGAAUACUAUCAAUGGAAUUGAAAUAGAAGACUCUGAAGCAGUGGGAAUUUCCAGUAUUAUCAGCAACCUGAUAACUGUAUUUCCUCGCAAUAUUUUAACUGCCAUUCCAAAUGAACUUUUCUCUUCAUUUGUUAACUGCCUCGCACACCUCACCUGUUCUUUUGGAAGAAGUGCUGCCUUGGAAGAAGUGCUUGACAAAGAUGACAUGGUAUAUAUGGAAGCAUAUGAUAAGUUGCUGGAAUCUUGGCUUACUUUGGUACAAGAUGACAAACAUUUCCAUAAAGGUUUCUUUACCCAACAUGCUGUUCAGGUCUUCAAUUCCUACAUUCAGUGCCACCUAGCUGCUCCUGAUGGUACAAGGAAUUUGACUGCCAAUGGUGUGGCCUCUCGGGAAGAAGAAGAAAUAAGUGAGCUGCAGGAAGAUGACAGAGACCAGUUCUGUGACCAGUUGGCCAGCGUAGGCAUGCUGGGGAGAAUUGCUGCAGAACACUGUAUACCUCUUCUUACAAGUGAAGUUAUGUUGUUGUUAUUUAUCCACAGUUUAUUAGAAGACCGAGUGACAAGGCUCCAUGGUCAGUUGCAAAGACAUCAGCAGCAGUUACUUGCCUCACCAGCGUCAGGCUCAAUUGACAAUAAAGUGCUUGAUGACCUGUAUGAGGAUAUUCAUUGGCUUAUUUUAGUCACAGGCUACCUCUUGGCUAAUGAUACUCAGGGAGAGACUCCGCUAAUACCUCCAGAAGUAAUGGAAUAUUCCAUUAAACAUUCAGCUGAGGUUGACAUCAACACAACACUUCAGAUUCUGGGAUCUCCAGGAGAAAAAGCCUCUUCCAUCCCAGGGUACAACAGAACUGAUUCUGUAAUUAGGUUGUUAUCUGCUAUUUUAAGAGUGUCAGAAGUAGAAUCUAGAGCAAUAAGGGCAAAUCUCACGCACCUCCUGAGCCCUCAGAUGGGCAAAGAUAUUGUAUGGUUCCUCAAGCGUUGGGCAAAGACUUACCUCUUAGUAGAUGAAAAGCUGUACGAUCAGAUAAGUCUGCCAUUUAGUACAGCAUUUGGUGCUGAUACAGAGGGUUCCCAGUGGAUUGUGGGUUACCUUUUAGAAAAAGUGAUCAGUAACCUGGCAGUGUGGAGUUCAGAGCAGGACCUUGCAAAUGAUACUGUACAACUACUAGUAACAUUAGUGGAAAGGAGAGAGCGGGCAAACUUAGUUAUUCAGUGUGAAAACUGGUGGAAUCUAGCUAAACAAUUUGCAAGGCGAAGCCCUCCUCUUCACUAUUUGUCCAGUUCUGUGCAGAGAACACUAAUGAAAGCUUUAGUUUUAGGAGGUUUUGCUCAUAUGGAUACAGAAACAAAGCAACAAUACUGGACAGAGGUUCUUCAGCCACUUCAGCAGAGAUUCUUGAAUGUAAUAAACCAAGAAAACUUCCAGCAGAUCUGUCAGGAGGAGGAAGUGAAACAGGAAAUCACUGCUACAUUGGAAGCGCUCUGUGGCAUUGCUGAGGCUACCCAGAUUGAUAAUGUAGCAAUUCUCUUCAAUUUCCUAAUGGACUUCCUUAAUAAUUGCAUUGGAUUAAUGGAAGUAUAUAAAAACACACCAGAGACUGUUAAUCUCAUAAUAGAAGUUUUUGUUGAAGUUGCACAUAAACAAAUUUGCUAUCUUGGAGAGGCCAAAGCCAUGAACUUGUAUGAGGCCUGCCUAACUCUGCUCCAGGUAUAUUCCAAGAAUAAUCUAGGUCGACAACGGAUAGAUGUUACAGCAGAAGAAGACCAGUACCAGGAUCUCCUUCUUAUUAUGGAGCUUCUUACUAAUCUUCUAUCAAAAGAAUUUAUAGAUUUCAGUGAUACAGAUGAAGUAUUUAGAGGACAUGAACCUGGGCAAGCUACAAAUAGAUCUGUAUCAGCAGCAGAUGUUGUCUUAUAUGGGGUUAAUCUAGUUCUGCCUCUAAUGUCCCAGGAUCUGCUGAAGUUUCCAUCCCUGUGUAAUCAAUAUUACAAAUUAAUCACUUUCAUCUGUGAGAUAUUCCCUGAGAAAAUUCCACAACUUCCAGAGGACCUCUUUAAGAGCCUAAUGUACUCACUGGAGUUAGGGAUGUCAUCAAUGAGUUCAGAGGUUUGCCAGCUCUGCCUGGAGGCUGUAACACCAUUAGCAGAACAGUGUGCAAAAGCACAAGAAACAGAUACAACCCUUUUUCUAGCAACAAGGCACUUUCUUAAGAUGGUCUUUGAUAUGCUGGUACUUCAGAAGCACAAUACAGAAAUGACAACGGCAGCAGGUGAAGCAUUCUACACAUUAGUGUGUUUGCAUCAGGCUGAAUAUUCAGAGCUAGUUGAAACAUUGCUAUCAACUCAACAAGAUCCAGUAAUUUACCAGCGGUUAGCAGAUGCCUUCAACAAGCUUACUGCAAGCAGCACUCCUCCUACACUGGACCGUAAGCAGAAGAUGGCCUUCUUAAAGAGUUUAGAAGAAUUUAUGGCAAAUGUUGGUGGACUUCUCUGUGUAAAAUAAACAACAAAACUCUAUGCCUAAUGUAGACCCUUUCUGCAAAAUGCACUGAGAAAUGCUGAAUGCUGACUAAAUCUUGUACCUGUCUCUGGGUUCUUUGCAGCCAUCUCAGAUUCUAGAGAGCCUGGAAGUUUGAACAUAACACAGUGGAAUAGGAGAGGUCAACUUUGAAUCAGCUUCUGCUAUUAUGUGUUAGCUGCAAUCUGUCAUACUUGUGUGUGGGAGAGAAUGAACAGAAAAUUUGAAUUUAAUUUGUUUUCCAUAUAUGUGCAAACAGAUAUGGGCACAAUGAAAAAUAAAUACAGUGCCUUCCCCCCACCCCCACUGGUUUAAAAUAUGAGUGGCUGGAUAAACGUACAAAUUUCUUUUCUACCCAAAAUCAUGUUAGAGUGUGAUGCAGAUACAUAUAAAGCUCUAAACAGUUUAGCUGAUUUUAAGCUUUAUUUUUCCUCUCUUAAAGUUUGAGUUUGUGUUCCAAUGGGGAAGAAAAACCAAAUGGUGUUUUAACUUCUGUUUAGUUCUGUUUUUCUACAUCACCCUGACAUUGCAUGUUUAAUGCAAUGCAGGUUUUUACAUUAUAUUCUUCUGCCUAAAGUUCAAAAAAAAGGUGUAUAUUUUUGUUCCCCUAAAAUGAACUUUAGGAACUGUAGCCAUUUCAUUGCCUUAAUUUAAAAGAAAAAACACUCAUAUACUUUAGAUAAGAAAUUUAAGGCAAGAUUUGACUCAUCAGAGGUGGUUUAGGAUAUUGGCACUAAGCUGCUGUGUACCUGUUGCAGCCCUUCACGUUGAUGUGUCAUUUUGGAGUGAGUGUCUAAUGCAAGGUUCAUGUGUAGUUUUACUUUCAGUAUCUGUUUUGAUUCAUACCCGGGUUGCACACAACUGCAAUGUAUUUCUACACUGAACUGUUUGCUUAAGCAAUAACAACUCAAAAGGUGUAAAUUACUGGCAAACUUUUUAAAGUUGGGGCAUUAGCUAAAGCAGUUAUGCUAGAACAGGGGUGUCAAACCCUUCUACUCAAGGGUCAUAUUUGUUUGGCUUGAGUCAAGAAAGAUUUGAUUGGGAUGUGUAGUGCUGUGGGGGAUUUUGGGGUUUGCUGAAUCUAGCUUCACUUAUGCAGAGCCCUCCCAGCUGCUCGGCUCUUUCUCAGUUUUUUAUAUCAGCACUUUAGCUAUUAAGACAGCAGAAUAUAGUGCCCUGAAUAUAGUGGACCAACAAGGGAGAGCAGCACACAAAUACAAAAGCAAGGCCUGCUUUGUCUCCAGUCAUGAGCCAGAGGAGACUGAAGCAAACACAAAUUGUUUCCUUCGUGUCUAGUAAACUUGAUUUUUGUGGGAGGACAUGGAGGCAGAAGUGCGCCCUUUUGUUUGAGGCCUCAGCUAGAUUAUGCUGUUGAAUAUUUCUCAUGUGUUUUUAAAAUUUAUAUAAAAUGUACAGUAUACACCUUUAUUUGGCUGUGUAUAGCAUCAUGUUUGCAAUUCUGUGCCAUUCUUCAGCUAUUCAUCUCAGAAUUAGUCACAAUAGCCAGAUUUUGUAAAAGACAUAAAUGUGUAAUACUGUGCUAUAAGUGAUCUAAGGCUUUUUUUCUUUUUUUUUUUUCUUUUUUUUUUUUUUAAUGUCAAAUCCAUACCUGUCUCAAGCAUGGAUCCACAAGGCCAAAAAUGCCAUCUCCUCAUUCUACUUUUCUCUUUUAAUUUAUGUGAAAACUGGGCUAGGGCAGAUUUACACAUUAAAAAGUGACCAUAAAACUUGCUAUAUAAUGUAUUUCCCCUGCUAGUAUUUUAUUUCGAAGAUGAUUUGUGUAGUGUUUUAGGACAGGGGUAUGGCUCUCAAUUUUUUCUUGAAACUCUAAUGCUUUCCUUUAAAAGAUUUCUUGACUGUGCACUCGCACAAAAGGUGAUGAUCCUGGCAGAUCCUUCUGGUUUUAAACUGUUCUGGUGGCUGAUUUUUUUUUAAUCUGGGUUCUGCUAUGUUUUGAAACUGCUUCUGGAGCUUCUCUGAGUUUGUACAUUGGAUAGGGCAGCAGUUCAGAAACCUUGGGUUUUUUCAGGUGAAGAGCAUUAAAGCCUGGGAAUAUAAGUGGCAGUAGUGGCUGCUAGUUUGUCAUGAUUUGCUCAAUGUCACAUGUCUAGCCCAAAGUCUUCAAAGAUAUCAGAGUAAAUACCUUCAGAUUUUUUUUUAUUUGACUGCAUAACUGAUAAACUCAACUAUUAUUUCUUUUAUAACUAGUUCUGUCAUUAUCAAUUUUUUAAUCCUAAAGUUGGCUCGCUAUUUAAAAAAUAUUUAUUAACUUUAAAAAUUUGAAAUCUUCUUGCAUAUUGUGAUUGAUGAAUGGGAGCACAAGUUGAGUUAGCAUCCAGGACAAAGGAAUGUGCAUACCCAUUACUUCUCAUAUAAAGCCCAUCGUGUUAUGACAAGCAGAGCCGCGCGGCAUGUUUUGACUAUCGAGACUUGUUAAAGUAUGAAUGCUGACUUUCAAAAACUAGUUUUGAAGGUUGCUUUAAACUUUCCUUUGCCCUUCAUUUAAAAUUAAUAUUACAUGUUAAAGGGAAACUGUCCUGGUAAGGGUUGUUUUUGUAAUUUUCCUGUUUGAUGUUAUGUUAGAUAAUAUUCUUCCUUUCUUGUCUCUUAAUAUUUCUUCUGUUCUCAUAUAUUCAACAGGGAUCUUUCCAUGCCAUUUUGUUUCUUCUAGAGCAAAUGCUAAGAUGUCUCUGCUUAAUGACAUCCAUGAAAUUGUUGCAGAAGGCUCUGGGAAUAUAUUUUAUUAAUUAAUAUUUCUGCUGGAGAGGUGGCUGCUUCUACCUGGACUAAGGGACUUUUAUAUCCCUUACAGAAAAAAAAAAAAAAAAAGAAAAAAAUUACUUCUACAUGCCCAGCUGUAAGUUGAGAUGCAAAAGCUCAUUCAAGUCCAUAGGAAAUACUCAUAGACCAUUUUUAGUGAACAUUGAGAUUUGGCUUCAUGGAAGUGUUCUGAAAUUUUUAUAGCAUCACUGCAUUGGUUUUUCCAUUCACUGUACAAAGUGAAGAAUGGUUCUAAAAAUGCACCUGGUUUUGAAGGGAAAAAAAAAAAAGGGCAACUCAAACUGAAUUGUAAAUGCUGCAUGAUACAGUUGUAACAAAUUGUUACAAAUUGUAACAUACAUUUGUCUAGAAUUUUUUUGGUUUUUUGGUUUUUUGCUAAAACACAUUGCUCCAGUGUUUCCAUUCUGAGACUAGAAAUCAAGUAGCUUCUUUUUUUGCCAGCUCCUUCCCCAUUGUAAUAGCUAGAUCCAAUGCUGGUGUAACAAUUUUCUGUUGUUCAACUUAGUAAUGUUUGCUGUUGGCAAGCAUGAACCGUUGGGUUGGGUCAUGAAAUUCAAGACCUUCUUGAAAGCACAGAUACACGUGGACCGGGAGAAGUUGGCUACUACACAAAACUUCCAUGUGCAUUUAUGCCUUAAGUAUCUUCACUGAAUUACUGCUGGAAUCUGCUAACUAUUGCCCAGAGGUUUGUGUUUCACUGUUUAGUGAUAAAGGGCUCACCAUUUUCCUCAGGAACGAGAAACUUGUUCUCUCAGUGUGUCCAAAUCCAAGUAGUUGAAAGAGAGGGGUUUGAAUCAGUCAUCUCUUUGAUAGUGUGUAGCACUCGCUAAAGCCCCAGUGUUUACUUGGGUAAAUCCCUUUAAGCCAUGUAGUUCUAGAAAAUAAGCUUGCUCAGAGCAGUCCGUUGUCCAUUUAAAAUCUAAUUCUUUAAAAGGUAAAGCAAAUUCUAAUUUGUGAUCUGUAAAAAAUACAACUAGCAGCAUUUUUCUUGUAAAACACUUCAAGUAAUUUCAGUUUUGGUUAAAUACAUACAAAGGGGUGUUUUUUAUGGAAGUAGCUUGAUGAAUAUAAGCGCAGGAGUAGGAGCCAGGCUCCUCUAAUUUUGUAUGUUUUUCCACUGGAUCCUCUGUGGCCAUUUUGGCAAGUUGCUAGAACUGUCAUUGUUACAAUAGUGGUAAUACCUACCUACCUCACAGGGAUGUUGUGAGGAUUAGCUUAUGCCUAUAAAAUGCAUUGAGGAUCUGAGAUGCUAUGUAAAUAUUAAAUAUUUUAAUUUUAGUUUUGUGAGGUGUAAGAUUUACUGUAACGAAAACAGAAGAUUUUCAUACUUACAAAGCCCCGUAGAGGCAGCAGUGGUGCAGUAUUGCCCAGGACUGGUCUACUGCAGUACAGUAAUGCUUACUGUAAAUUGUAGUUAUUUCAAUUACAGCUGAUUGAAAUGGUGGCUUCUUAAAUAAGAUUCCCCACCAGUGUCCCUCAGUUCUGGUCUACAUAGUGAGAGGACAGUUGUUGUUCAGGCUUUGGUGCCUCUACUUGUGACAAGUGCCACUUGUGGUGGUAGGUUUUUUGUUUAAUUUGGUUUAUUUUUUUACAUUUUUCUGCAAAGAGCCACUCAUUUCUCCCAUAUCUGUUCCAGUCGCUCAGUAUAACCAAAGCCUAAUGAUAACAAUUAAAAAGUAAAGAGCCAGCUCUGUCCCCCCAUCAGUUUGCUUUUAAUACGAGUAGAUAGUGCCCUCUUUGCAGUAAAUGAGAUUAAUGCUUUCUAGCACUAAUCAGGAAGCAAAUCAUGAAGUGUGAUUUGCUUUAGAGCCUUAAGCUCUUGGCUGUCUUACAAAACCCUUUUUUAAGUACGAGAUUUCUUGGGGCCCUAGCAAUGGAGAAAUAAGAUAUCCCUGGCUUUCCCUUCUCCUCAGUGAAUUGAAGUAGAUUCUGCUUUUCCAUUUCUUCCCUUUCCCUAUGCUGCUUUUUCUGUCCGUUUAAGCCAUUCUUAUAAAAGAUUUGGAAGACUUCCAACCUCAAGGGAAAGAUACUACUUGUGAUUUUCCAGUCUAUUACAGCUUGAUACUUGAAAUUGAUAAAGUCCUUCCUAAUAGCAUUCCCCGGCACAUUUCAAUCUCCCGUUGAACCAUACUAGAGUUUAUAAUCGGGAAAAAAAUAUUAUCCUCUUUUAUUUGUUCCCGUUGGUCAAAAUAAGGAACCUUCGUGCGGUGAACAUGCAGUUUUAAGGCAAUAAAUGCUAGUACUGCUGUUGGUCAAGUGUGUAAAUAUUUUAAAUGUAUAAUUCAGUACUAUGUUGAGUUUAUAUAUUAAAAAUGCAGGGAUUGAAGUGCUAGUUGAUUUCAAGCGUUGUUUUACCUAUACAGUUGGAGAUAUGAAGUUGCAUAGAAAUAUUUCACAAUUUGUUGCAAUAAGACUUGGGCAAUGGCUGUGUGAUCAAGCCUUAACACAACUGAAUUUUCCAUUUUGAAAUGAACACUUUGUGUAUCUUUAAGAUCCAUAAGCAGGAGGAGGAUAAAAUUGUUUUCCACUAAAGACUUUUAUUAUUUUGUUUUG
Messenger RNA from Strigops habroptila (Kakapo), 8935 nucleotides. It is a transcript of the gene XPO4, whose product is annotated as exportin 4. Gene Ontology annotation, cellular component: nuclear pore; cytoplasm. The coding region runs from base 98 to 3586 and encodes 1162 amino acids. The record is from RefSeq and is a predicted model, not a curated record. Gene Ontology annotation, biological process: protein export from nucleus. Lineage: Eukaryota; Metazoa; Chordata; Aves; Psittaciformes; Psittacidae. The transcript has 23 exons. Gene Ontology annotation, molecular function: nuclear export signal receptor activity.